GUAUCCCGACGACGUCGGUGCGGUGAAAACAAACGUCACCCCCGAAGAAUGCGGCUUAGGGCGCAUGCGCGCUUUUAACCGGAAGUGUUUAAUCUUAGGCAGGUUCCAGGGCCCGAAAGCGUCGGGAAGGAUUUCUAUGGAAGAGAUGUCAGGAGAGAGUGCUGUGAGCUCGGCUGUGCCGGCUGCGACGACCCGGACCACCUCGUUCAAGGGGUCGAGUCCGAGCUCCAAGUACGUGAAGCUAAACGUGGGUGGAGCUCUUUACUACACCACCAUGCAGACCCUCACCAAGCAGGACACAAUGCUGAAGGCCAUGUUCAGCGGCCGCAUGGAGGUCCUCACUGACAGUGAAGGCUGGAUCCUGAUCGAUCGAUGCGGGAAACACUUUGGCACUGUGCUGAACUACCUGCGUGAUGGCGUGGUGCCUCUGCCCGAGAGCAGGAGAGAGACAGAGGAGCUGCUGGCUGAAGCCAAGUACUACCUUGUGCAGGGUUUAGUGGAUGAGUGUCAGGCUGCACUGCAGAAUAAAGAUGCCUAUGAGCCGUUCUGCAAAGUGCCCUUGGUAACAUCACCUAAGGAAGAGCAGAAACUCAUCGCCACCUCAAAUAAGCCCACCGUUAAACUGCUGUACAACAGAAGCAACAAUAAAUACUCCUACACCAGUAACUCUGAUGACAACAUGCUGAAGAACAUCGAGCUGUUCGAUAAGCUGUCUCUGCGCUUUAAUGGCCGAGUGCUCUUCAUUAAAGAUGUGAUCGGAGAUGAGAUCUGCUGCUGGUCAUUUUACGGGCAGGGCAGGAAGAUCGCAGAGGUGUGCUGCACCUCCAUUGUCUACGCUACUGAGAAGAAGCAGACAAAGGUCGAGUUCCCUGAAGCACGGAUUUACGAGGAGACACUGAAUAUCCUGCUAUACGAGUGUCAGGACGGCCGCGGGCCCGACAACGCGCUGCUGGAGGCGACAGGGGGUGCUGCAGGGCGCUCACACCACCUGGAUGAGGAUGAGGAGCGUGAACGUGUUGAUCGUGUGCGCAGGAUUCACAUCAAACGACCUGACGACCGCACACAUCAUCACCAGUGAACAAACUCUCAAUUGACCUCUGACCUGCAACCCCUGUGCCUUAAUCACCCAGUUCUUUCAAUCUUUCUUUCUCUCUUCUGUCCGCGAUCAUAUUGCUAAACAAUAAUUCACAUAGGAGAGAGAGAGAGAGACACACAACAAUCACUUAAUUGAGAGAAUUUACUUCUGCCCCUUACACAUAUAUACAAAAAUGUAUUUCUGAUUCUUGAUGGCAGGUUUGCAUGCUAUGAGCUUUUCUUUCUCUUCUAUCUUAGCAUACUGCUCAUCUUGAUGAAUGCUGCUCAUUUUUAACAGACACAGAGGAGCGUGUGUAGGAGUAGUGAGGAAGUUAAACCUUGAAGUGAGCAGCAUUCAGGAGUCUUAAACGCAGCACUGCGACACUCGGCAUUGUGUUGAAACUUUACUGUGGUCAAAGCUCUAAAAUGGACACUUCAUGUGUCUCACAUGUUAAUUGCCAAUAUAAUUACUAAACUUCUAAGCACUGGUCGUGCGUCUCUUUGAGGGAUUCGUUGGGUUUCUCACUACUGAUGAGCUUUAAGUACUGAGAAUGGCGAUGGAGGGAGAGAAGAGUGUGUAACUCGUUUUAUCCACUAGAGGGCGGUGUCGUGCUCGUUUUGCCCCUUUAGAAAGCAGGCUUUGGUCACUGAGAGCAAUAACUACCCUAUAAAUCAUGUCAGUGAUGCUGAGUGACACUUGUUUGUAAUGUGGUAGAUUACAGGAGGAAACACGUGCACCAUUUCAGCAUGAGCUGUUUAAUUAGUCACAGGAUAUAUCGGUGCCUCUCGCUGUGGGUCUGAGUGCUCGUGUUGAGUCAGAGAAACACAGCUGAAGUGCUGAGACACUGUGGACCAUCCAGUCAUGGAAGACACUCUGCUGAAGGAGUGUUAUGGUUUUCCUCAUAAAAGA
Tachysurus fulvidraco (yellow catfish) is the source of this 1984-nucleotide messenger RNA. RefSeq names its product potassium channel tetramerization domain containing 10 (gene kctd10). The record is from RefSeq and is a predicted model, not a curated record. Gene Ontology annotation, biological process: protein homooligomerization; proteasome-mediated ubiquitin-dependent protein catabolic process; protein ubiquitination. The coding region runs from base 65 to 1078 and encodes 337 amino acids. Lineage: Eukaryota; Metazoa; Chordata; Actinopteri; Siluriformes; Bagridae. Gene Ontology annotation, molecular function: protein binding; ubiquitin-protein transferase activity. The transcript has 7 exons. Gene Ontology annotation, cellular component: Cul3-RING ubiquitin ligase complex.